AUCGACUCCGACCAGGCAUUUACAGUACGCCCUAAAUGUACCUCCUACGUCCAACACUGAUGAGAUGAUGCAUCGCGCGCCAUGGCCGACCCAGAUGUGCGUACCGACGGAAUUGCGGUGACCUCGCCUGAGGCCUGGGACUAUAAGACGCUGCCGGAAUGGGACAAUGACUUCUAUGAAGAGGACGAUAUCCUCCAGUUCGCGGCUGCUCUCGACGCGCCCAGCAACGCACUCGCCGCCUCGCCCUCGGAAGAAGACUUGAGUCGACUGGAGAAGACCAAAGAGGCAGAACGUAUUACGGCCCUCAACGAUUGGCGACCGGUGCGACAACGACAGCUACGGCGUCCGGGCGCUUCGCGUUCCAGAGCGAGCAGAAAGUCCAGUAAGAGCCGACAUAAGAAGCAGGCCCGGCGCGGUCGGGAUGAGACGAGAGAGGGCUGGACGUACAGCUUCGCCAAAUACCCGCUGCUCUUAUUUAUCUUUGGCUGGAUCGGCUUCCUGGGUACUUGCUAUGCCUUUACACGUCUCUACAUUUGGUUCUACGAGCAAUACGUGACCUGGCGAGGGCAGCGUGAUCGACUGAGAAAGGCUUUGCGGAAACAAGACCAUUACGAGGGAUGGGUCAAGGCAGCAGAGGAGCUCGAUCGGCAUUUGGGCAACGACAAGUGGAAGGCCGACGAUGAGGGAUCAUACUAUGAUUGGAAGAUGAUCAAGCAAGUCUUGCGGCAGCUGCAACAUCUGCGUAAGCAGGCAGAGGAAGAUGAGCGGAGUAGUCGAGGACGCACUGGGGGAAGAGAAAGUGGUGAAAGGCCGAUCGAUCUCUUGCGCAAAGUGCUAGAAUCGUGUGUCAAAGCGAAUUUCGCUGGCAUCGAGAAUCCGCGCCUCUACUCCGAGACUUACUAUGGCACCAAGAACCUGUUGCAAAGUUACAUCGACGAAACGUCCAUGGCACUUAAAUACAUCUUCUCCAGCUCUCAGCUGACCCCGGCAGAUAAGCGCACCCUCUCGGAUCGUCUGUCUGCGAACCUGGGACGAUCAGCUCUGUGUCUGAGCGGUGGUGCGACUUUUGCCUACUAUCAUUUUGGCAUUGCAAAAUCUCUUCUAGAUGCCGAUAUUCUACCUCCCAUCAUCACUGGAACUUCUGGGGGUGCCGUGGUAGCUGCUUUGCUAUGUACGAGGACGGAUGAAGAGCUCAAAAAGCUUCUGAUUCCCGCUCUAGCGACCAGGAUCACAGCCUGCCAUGAGUCCAUCCGAAUAUGGUGGUUUCGCUACUGGCGUACGGGCGCUCGCUUUGAUUCAGUCGAUUGGGCGAAGAGAUGUGCCUGGUUUUGUCGAGGUAGUCUCACAUUCAAGGAGGCUUACCAACUCACGGGUCGCAUCCUUAACGUGUCGACUGUGCCUUCAGACCCGCACUCUCCUGCGAUUCUGGCCAACUACGUCACAGCGCCAGACUGCGUGAUCUGGUCCGCAGUGAUCGCAAGUGCUGCUGUACCCGGAAUCCUCAACCCUGUUGUUUUGAUGCGGAAACUUCCAAGUGGCAAGCUGGAACCUUUCAGCUUCGGACACAAGUGGAAAGAUGGGUCACUCCGAACAGACAUUCCCUUGAAGAGUCUCAACACACAUUUUGGGGUAAAUUUCAGUAUCGUCUCACAAGUCAACCCUCACGUCUCGCUCUGGUUCUUUUCCAAUCGAGGCACCGUCGGUCGACCCGUCACGCACCGCCGCGGAAGAGGCUGGCGAGGGGGGUUCUUUGGUUCAGCUAUCGAACAAUUCAUCAAACUAGACUUGAACAAAUGGCUCAAAGUCUUGCGGCACUUGGAACUACUGCCUCGUCCUAUGGGACAAGAUUGGUCCGAAGUCUUUCUCCAGCGCUUCUCAGGCACCAUCACCAUCUGGCCCAAAACGUGCAUGUCCGAUUUCUGGAACAUCCUCACCGAUCCUACAAUGGACCGGCUCGCAAGACAAAUCACCGCAGGACAAUUGGCGACAUGGCCGAAAUUGAAAUUCGUCAGCAAUCGCAUGGCACUCGAAAAGGUCAUUCGAGAUGCUUAUACACAAUAUCACGCUCCAGAUGAAGAGCCUCCGGUUGUCGCACCUUCUCAUUCACCCGAUCAACCUUCUCCCCUGUCGCCUCCUCGAGCCCUCAGAUCGGUGCUCAGCGAAGACGAUCUCACUUCCCUCCUCGCACAAGCAAAAGCCAACAAUGGCGUCGUAGAAGUCCCCGAAAAUCUCCUUACGCCGGGACGAGAAGUCGAUCGGUUCAAUUUCGCAUCUACUUCUUCUGUGGAAAGACAGGAAUCUCCUUCUUUGGCGAAGAGGAUGUCGAAUUUGUGGGGCGCGAUGCAGACUUCUCCCAACAACAGCAACAAUAACAGUACGAGUAGGAGUUCCAUCGAAACUGUCCGACCUUCACCGAGGGAACUUGCUGUUCCUUCCCCUUCUUCUCAUCAUGCGAGGGAGCAGUCGAGAAGGAGGAGUAAUGUUGUGGAUGAACUAGUCCGGCAGAGUCGUGUCUUUUUCGACGAUGAUGACGAUAUUCUCUUUGGGAGUGAAACGGACGGGGAUGCGGACGGUCGGAGCGAUACUGAGUACGAGACUACAGGGGACGACUGAGAGAGCGGUUGAAGAGCAAGCAAUGCUUUACGAGAAGGGAUGUGAUUGGUUCUUGACGUCCCAUCUGCAAGGAUCAACAGUUCAUCCACUUGGUGUUUCUACAAAGCCCUCGGCCUGGAACAGCUGUUCAAAUUGUUUCAUCAGCAAAAAAGAAAAAAAAAGUAUAGGCUUGAGUCUCCAACGGCCUGUCUGAAAGCGAUGAAUGAAUCAAAACAUGGAAGCCAAGGCAAGUCCAACAAAAAAAAAGGAAAAACCAAGGUCAGAGAGAAUGACGAAGCGGUCGUUCGUUCGGGGCGGGGGGUCUUCGAAAAAACCCCCACCCCACCCAGAGAAGUCUCAAGCGUUUAAGCGUGUUGUCGUUGUCGUCGUUGUUGCUACCUCCUACACUCCUACCUCCAUUGUUGAAAACCCCAAGAUUGAUAAUGAUGAUAUCACUGGAUGGAUGGAUGGAUGAUAAGGGUAUAGUAUAAUAUACCUACCUAGAUACCUCGAUAGAGAAAUAGCC
Sphaerulina musiva SO2202 is the source of this 3118-nucleotide messenger RNA. Its product is annotated as patatin-domain-containing protein. NCBI's taxonomy places the organism in Eukaryota, Fungi, Ascomycota, Dothideomycetes, Mycosphaerellales, Mycosphaerellaceae. Gene Ontology annotation, molecular function: triacylglycerol lipase activity. The record is from RefSeq and is a predicted model, not a curated record. Gene Ontology annotation, biological process: lipid metabolic process. The transcript has a single exon. Bases 82 to 2613 code for a protein of 843 amino acids.